AUGAAGCUCAAAGAAACACUCGAACAACCAAGUCCUGAAGAAUUGCCACCGGACGACGUUGAAGCCAUCAAAAUCAUCCGGAAAUCAGCUAAGUACUCAUACUACAACGAGAUUCUUUACCGACCCUCCCUAACCCAUCCGUGGGCGAGAAGUUUUUUGGCCGAAAGCGGAAGCCAGGUCCUAAAGGAAAUACACGAAGGCAUAUGCGGAGCGCAUAAAGGAGCAGUUACGAUAGCUAGAAAAAUAAUGCUUCAAGGAUAUUACUGGCUAACAAUCAAGGAAGACGCCAAAACGCUUGUAAAGAAAUACGACAAAUGUCAAAGACACGACAACGUCGCACACAGACCAGAGUACCCCAGGGAUCCCUAG
This is a messenger RNA of Mercurialis annua (annual mercury), 369 nucleotides long. RefSeq lists its product as uncharacterized. The transcript is spliced from 2 exons. NCBI's taxonomy places the organism in Eukaryota, Viridiplantae, Streptophyta, Magnoliopsida, Malpighiales, Euphorbiaceae. The coding region runs from base 1 to 369 and encodes 122 amino acids. The record is from RefSeq and is a predicted model, not a curated record.